This is a messenger RNA of Anopheles stephensi (Asian malaria mosquito), 1121 nucleotides long. RefSeq names its product enhancer of split malpha protein-like. The coding region runs from base 194 to 739 and encodes 181 amino acids. Gene Ontology annotation, biological process: sensory organ development; Notch signaling pathway. The transcript has a single exon. NCBI's taxonomy places the organism in Eukaryota, Metazoa, Arthropoda, Insecta, Diptera, Culicidae. The record is from RefSeq and is a predicted model, not a curated record.
AAAUUCUACAUCAAACGCAUUCGAUCAGCUCAGCAGCGAACAGCUCAAACAAGUUCGAUAAAAACGACUCUCGUUUUUACACACACUCAAGCUCGAUAACGAGAAGUAAACAAGUUUGCGAGACAGCGCAACGUGAUAAGUGAUCAGAAACGCGAAGUUUACCUUGUGAUAACAACCAACAAACAAACUCAACAUGCAUUCGUACGCCGUGAACAACAACGCCGCCGCUAACCUGGCCGCCUGCAGCAACAACAGCAUCAACGAGAACCGCUACAACAGCGAGAAGUUGGCGAAAUCAUCGGCCGUCUACCGGUUGAAGAAGAUCCUGAAGCCGCUGGUGACCCUGCUCAAGAGCAAAAGCCACAAGACCACGUCAGUGAAGUCGAGCAACGUCGAUCAACGCCGCUCCAUCAUCAGCUACAUAGAUGACUUCGACUGUGACUACGACAACUCGGCCAACGAGCGUCUGGAGGCGGAACUGGUGGCCGAACUCGAACAGUGCCACGCCACCGAUGCUGCCAUCCUUGUGCUGGAGGAGCAACAGCUCCGUCUGCAGCCCGUUGUCCCCGAGGAACUGUACGUUCCGGUGCACUUUGCCCGCACCGAAGCCGGCACCUUCUUCUGGACGACGAUGCCGGCCCGUGAAGUUGACGAAGACCUGAUCCAACCGGCCCACUGCUACAGCGAGGAAAAACAGUACGCCCAGCAGGCUUACGCCGACCGUUGGGCUCAAGCCUAAGAGCUCGGAACAACCAACCGGGUGACCAACUCGCUCCACCGUUGCAAUGAUCUCCAGUGACAACACAAAGCAGCAAAGGUGGAGCUGGAAGGAACAACAAACUCACGAUCUCUUCCGGGUGCUUCAGGAGCACCGUCCCCGCGACCGUCUUGCUUGCAGCCUGGCCAGCAAGAGUGCGUGCAAAUGGGGAAGCCUGCAAACCGACGAUGAUGAUGGUACAGCUUUAAUAGGUUUAGUCUAGGGUCCGUAGCUUUCUUCGUACUUGUGAUAGUAGGGUUAAAACGUGUCUUCCAACAUUGUGAUUGAUCAACGUGUCUUCCAAUUUUGUUUUGUAAGCAAAAUCUGAUAGAUGAUAUUAAUACAAAAACGCCUAAAACAAAAA